Molecule: messenger RNA, 1692 nt
Organism: Castor canadensis (American beaver)
Lineage: Eukaryota; Metazoa; Chordata; Mammalia; Rodentia; Castoridae
Gene: Exd1
Product: exonuclease 3'-5' domain containing 1
Biological process (GO): piRNA processing; nucleobase-containing compound metabolic process
Cellular component (GO): PET complex
Molecular function (GO): nucleic acid binding; 3'-5' exonuclease activity
Source: RefSeq, a predicted model, not a curated record
AUGGAUCCCAGCAGUGACUACCACUUCCUCAGUCAGAUUUUGUGGAGAAGAGUGAAACUCACAUUGAUUUCUGGCAUCUUCGAGGGUGUGCUCCAGCAUGUGGAUCCUAACAAGAUUGUUGUCCUAAAGAAAGUGAAGAAUGUGGAGACUGGCCGGAGUGCUCCAGGAGUGAAGAUGUUUUUUGGGCACGAGAUUUUGAAUGUGGAACUACUGGAUGACAUGGAGCAAGGUGCAGCGGGAGACAAGGCAUCUUCUGUGAGUUUCAGUACUGAAGGAGUCAGGAUGGGUAAAAUGAAAGAUGAGGACCUAAAUGUGUGUGAGCCUGCUCCACCUGCACCCGAGGCCCCGACCACCUCUCUGCUGAAGGACCUCAAGUACAGCCCGUCAGAGGAAGAGGAGGUGAUGUACACAGUCAUCGAUCAGUUCCAGAAGAAGUUUGGUGCUGCAAUGCUCCACAUCAAGAAGCAGAGUGUCCUGAGCGUGGCCGCAGAAGGAGCUAAUGUGUGUCGCCAUGGGAAACUUUGUUGGCUUCAGGUGGCCACACAUAGCCGCGUUUACUUAUUUGACAUUUUCUUUCUGGGAAGUCGUGCUUUCAACAAUGGACUUCAGAUGGUAUUAGAAGACAAGAGAAUUUUAAAGGUUGUCCAUGAUUGUCGCUGGCUUUCUGAUUGCCUUUCUCAUCAGUACGGAGUCAUGCUAAGCAAUGUGUUUGAUACACAGGUAGCAGAUGUCCUUCAAUUUUCCAUGGAAACAGGUGGCUUUCUUCCAAACUGUAUCAGUACUUUGCAGGAGAGUUUAAUUAGACACCUUAAGGUCUCCCAUAAACAUCUCUCCUUUCUAGAAGAGAGACAGAAACUGAUUCGGGAAAAUCCAGAAGUGUGGUUCGCACGACCUCUUCCACCCUCUUUACUGAAAGUUUUGGCCCUGGAAGCAACCUACCUUCUCCCCCUUCGUUUGGUUCUCCUGGAUGAGAUGAUGUCAGACCUAACCACCCUGGUGGAUGGGUACCUGAACACCUAUCGAGAAGGGUCUGCAGACCGUCUUGCAGGCACAGAGCCUACGUGCAUGGAGCUUCCAGAGGAACUCCUUCAACUCAAGGACUUCCAGAAGCAGCGCAGAGAGAGAGCUGCAAAAGAAUACUCAGUAAAUGCACAGGGGCUUCUUGUAAGGAAAGUGCUGCAUCCGAGGAAGUCCAUGCCACAGGCAUCGGGGAAAGAGGAAAAUGUCCAAGGCUUCUUAUUUUGUAAAAGUUCUAGAGUCAAUAAAGCUCCGAGAUUUUUAUCUCAGGAAUUUCAUAAGGAUGUGAAUUUUGUGAAAGAAGAAUCCAAAUCUCCGUGUCUAUGUCCCAUCAAGGAAGGAGAAGCCAGGGAGGAUACCAGCAACAAAUGCAUCAGCCCUGAGUCAAAGGGCUCAGGGGACCGGGGAGUAACUCACCUUGUGACACCCAAGCUUGAGUUUCAGGCAAGAAAUUCCUUGAAAGACGAGAUAGAACAGUUAUUAAUGGUGGAAAAUAAGGAGGCGUUAACGUGCCCAAAACAAGAUGUUUCAGGGUCUCCUCUUCCUCAGGAAGUGAGCAUGCCACAAAGUGACAUCUUUCAUUCUUUCAAAAGAGCUAUGAUUCCCACCCUCCCACCUUGUCCAGCUUUGGAGAAGACAGAUUCAUGGAUAACUCCAUCUCUCAAUCUGCCAUAG